GGGGAAACAAGCAGCUGGAAAACCUUCGUAAGGAGAAAAAAGUUAGUUGGGUGUGAGAAAGAAGAAAACCUAUACAUACAACAUAUACAUACAAAAUCAAUCUCUGUGUGCUCUUCCGCAGCGAAGAUUUGUUCUUCAAUCGAGAAAGAUCCCGGCUCAUACUUUCAAUCCUUCUCGUGAAUUUAUAUUAGUAUAUGUAAAAAGACGUUUACCCCAGCUUUGCAGAUUGUGAUCCCACGCUUAUGUUCUAGGGUUUCGAAGAUACAUGGCUUGUGAUGGUUGCCUUCAUUAAAGUCUUCUGCUGCUGAGUUUCUACCUUCUGUACCUGGCAAAAAUGUCAGGCCUAGAAGGAGCUGAUGCUUUUGAUGACAUUAAAGAAAGGAGGAUGGAUUUCGAAAAUUCUGAAGACGAGAGACGAAGAUCUAAAAUUGGAGCUUUAAGGAAGAAAGCAAUAAAUGCUUCAAACAAAUUCACCCAUUCACUUAAGAAAAGGGGAAAGAGAAAAGUUGAUUACAGAGUUCCUUCGGUAUCAAUAGAAGAUGUACGUGAUGCAAGUGAAGAGAGAGCUGUCCAUGAACUCCGACAAAAGCUCCUUGACAAAGAUUUACUCCCAGAAAGACAUGAUGAUUAUCAUACCCUUCUGAGGUUCUUGAAAGCAAGAGAUUUUAACAUGGAUAGAACAAUCCGGAUGUGGGCAGAAAUGCUACAAUGGCGAAAAGAGUAUGGAACAGAUACAAUAUUGGAGGAUUUUGUAUAUGAAGAACUCGAAGAAGUAUUACAAUAUUACCCUCAUGGGUACCAUGGAGUUGAUAGAGAAGGAAGACCUGUUUAUAUUGAAAGACUUGGCAAAGCACACCCCAGUAGACUCAUGCGCAUUACUUCUAUUGACAGAUACCUAAAAUACCAUGUUCAAGAAUUUGAAAGGGCUUUUAUUGAAAAGUUUCCCGCUUGUUCAGUUGCAGCAAAAAGACAAAUUUGUUCCACUACAACAAUUCUUGAUGUACAAGGCUUGGGAUUGAAGAAUUUCACUCCAAGUGCUGCAAGUAUUCUUGGAGCCAUGGCCAAGGUUGACAAUAACUAUUACCCAGAGACUUUACACCGUAUGUUUGUGGUCAACGCUGGGUCAACUUUCAAGAAGUAUUUAUGGCCUGCUGCUCAAAAGUUUCUAGAUGCAAAAACAAUCUCAAAAAUUCAUGUGUUGGAGCCUAAAUCAUUGGGGAAAUUACUUGAAGUCAUUGAUCCAAGUCAAUUACCUGAUUUCCUUGGUGGUUCUUGUACCUGUCCUGGUGAGUUUGGUUGCCUUAGGUCAAACAUGGGUCCAUGGAGCGACCCGGAAAUAAUGAAGGUUGUGAAUAAUACAGAAGCCACAUUUGUGAUGUCAUCUGAUUCUUCUUCAGUCUACUAUAACUGUGAUGAUCAAUUUAGUGUCACGGAUCAAGAAGUUGAGAUAGAAAACAAUCAUGAAACAGCUUCUGAUGAUUUUAUAUUAAUGGAGAUUGUGAAGAGGGGAUUUAAUUACAUAGGAAGACCACUGGUGUCAUUGGUGGAAAAACUGAUUGUUCUAAUUACCAUUCUACCAUUUGACUUUUUGAAAAGACAGAAGAAUGUUUAUCCUACUAACACAGUGGAAGAUGAACCACAAGAGAGUGUGAAUCCGUUUGUUGAGAGACUUGAGAAGCUUGAAGGGCUACUUGAAGAACUUAAAAGGAAACCGGCUCGGAUACCUGUUGAAAAAGAGAAUAUGUUGUAUGAUUCGUUGGAGAGGAUUAAAUUAGUCGAAUUUGAUCUUAAUAAAACCAAAAGUGUACUUCAUGCUACAGUGGUGAAGCAACUUGAGAUUGCAGCCUUGAUGGAGAAUAUACAGGAGUCAAAAUUUCGCCGGCGGAGGAUCUGUUGAAGGUGCGGUGGACAAGCGGUGAAUUGUUUUUGGCAAUGUGAAUGUGAAUGUGAGGUGUGUAAAAACUAAAAAAGUAAUAGAGAGAGUAAAAAGUAGGAGGUGAAUCUAUUAUGGUGAAAACAAGUGUUAGAAAAAGGUUUACUUAGGAGUAUAAGAUCAAAGAGGAAACUGAAAGCAAUACAAUUUAUGGAAUGAGAUCCGCU
This is a messenger RNA of Lactuca virosa, 2100 nucleotides long. The record is from the annotation of a GenBank genome assembly. Lineage: Eukaryota; Viridiplantae; Streptophyta; Magnoliopsida; Asterales; Asteraceae.